Meloidogyne enterolobii is the source of this 984-nucleotide messenger RNA. The record is from the annotation of a GenBank genome assembly. NCBI's taxonomy places the organism in Eukaryota, Metazoa, Nematoda, Chromadorea, Rhabditida, Meloidogynidae.
AUGAUUUUAUUUGAAAAAAUUCACACAAUUGCGGAUAUGUUUCUGUCCAUUCUUUUGCCGUUAUCUUUACUUGUUUUUAUGACAAUAAUGAUAGUUUGGAGAUUGUGGAUUUGGCCUAAUCGUAGAUGGAGACAUCUAAAAACCAAUGAUAUAACUAAAAAACCUCCAAACCAAACAGGACCAACAACUAACCUUUUAACUAAUGCUGCAUAUAAUGAACGGAAAAGUAGAGAAAAUGGAAGUAGUAAUGGGAACAACAACAACAAUAACCAUUUUUCGGCAGAAAAGAGAGGAGUAACAAGAAUUACAUUAAUUACUUGCUUUAUUCAGUUGGUCACAGAAACACCAUCAAUGUCCGUUCUCAUCUACGUCUCAAUGUUCGGACCAAAUGUACACAAAAAGGAGCAUGUUUGUACUUUGCAGACUAUUUCCUAUUUCUUAUGUCUUUGCAAUGCUUCACUAUCAUUUUUUGUUUAUAUAACCUUCAGCAAUCGUUUUAGAAAGACAAUGAUUAAUCGUGUUCGUCUACUUUUACAUCGAGUAUGCCCAACUAUUUUUAGUGAAGUACCUCCUUCAACAGGAGGACUUAAAAACUAUGGCAGACAGAUGAGAAUGCCUAAUUCAAGUGCUACUCCCUCACAAAUGGUUGUUUUAACGAGCAGAGAUAAUUCACCAAGAAAUGGAAGUCAAUCGGAAGGGAAACACCAAAAACUUUUGGUUGUUGUAAGCGAACCAAAAAAUUCUGGCAAAAAAAGUCGAGCAGCUUCAAUAACAACAAAGGAUGUAGAAGAGGGUGGAGGUCGUUGUUCUCCUUCUUCAAAAUUAAGUAGCCGAAAUUCAUCAGAACACGAAAUUGACAAACAAAAAUUACAACAACAUUUCUCUAAUUUUCCUAUUUCCUUUACUAGACGUUUUCUUCGCGAUAAAUUAGUUAAACAAACAAAAGAGAAAGGACCGUUGAAAAAACUUGAAUGUAAGAAUUAA